AUUCGUCCUAAGCGAAAACAAUUAUCUUUCUUUAUUUAACUUUUUUUCUUUUAUAUAUAAUAUUAAUAUCAAUGGAUAUUAAUAAUAUAUAAAUCUUUGUUUAACCUAUAAUAAAUAUUGUAGUUUUGUAAUAUAAAUCUUUUUGUUACCACCUAGUAAUAAUAGAGAAAAAUAAUAAUAAUAAAAAUAAAUAAUUUAAAAAACAACAUUGUUAAUAUAUAAUAAAAAUGGAUGUAAAUGAAAGAACACAUUUACUAGGACAACCACCAACAAUAUUAAACAUUAUAGAGAAUAUAGAAAAUGAUAUUGACGAUAAUCCAUCAUCAUCAAUGAUGAAUCCGUUGGGCAAAUCAAUGGAAACAAUAGAUAAAGUAGAUGAAUUAGAAUUUACAUAUUGGAUGAUGAAAAAAAGACAAUGGUCAAGAAUUCAAAGAGGUACAUUUUCAAAUGAAAAAAGAGGAUUUUCAUUACUGUGGUUUCUAUUUUUUAUGGCAGCAUAUGGAACAUAUUUAUUUUUACAGAUUUAUCACUUCGAAAGAAAGGAUGGUUAUAUUUUAGAGUUUAUAUUGAUGGGAUUCAUAUCAUUUUCACUAGGUUUAUUAGUACCAAGAUUUGCAAUGAUAGUUAGAAUAGUAUUUUUAGAAGGAUAUUCAACUCUAUAUCUAUUCUUUAUAUUCAACCUCUAUUACAAGAAACAGUAUUAUAUACCAUUAAUAUCAGUUGGAAGUGGAUCAUUAGUAUUUACAAUUAUUUGUUUCUUUGUAUAUCCAUACAUUAUGAGAUGUGUAUUCUCAAUUACAGGUGCAAUUACAUUGAAUGUGGAUAAAGAAGAAUGGGUAAAAGGUCAAUCCAAUCGAUUUGAAAUAGAAAAAAAGAGCAUUUUCCAAAAACCAACCAAAGUUAUCUACGAAGGUCCAUUAAUUGAUGGCAGACCACAUGGUAUAGGUACAUGGAUGGAUACAUCCUAUCAAGGCGAAUUAUUAACAGGUUACUGGGAAGAUGGUAUGCCAUUAGGUCCAUUCGAAUCUUUUGUUCAAAGUGAUACAAGAUCUUUACUUGUUAAUCUUCGUAUUAUUUAUGGUACAAAUGGUGGCGGUAAAAGUUUUAUUGAUAGAAUUCCAUUAAAUACUGGUGUAGCUUCAAUCGAAUGUUGUGUUUCUGGUAAUUUCUUUAAAGGUUACCCAAAGGUAUCAAUGAUUAAAGGUCCUGAUCUUUGUAAAUGUUCAAAUCAAAAUUGCUCAUGUAUUAGCUCAUUAUUAAAAAAAAAAUGUUGGAGACAUAUUGAUGAUGAUAAACAAUUAACAUCAAUUGUUGUUUCAUUAGAUAAAAAAAUGGAUACUUUAGCAAUUACAGGUUAUAAACCUGAAUCUGGGAAAAAAAAUAAAAAAAUUUCAAUAACAAUGACAGAAAAUAAUAGGUUAGUUGCAGAUAGUAGUUGGAUUUCAAGUGAAUCAAAUGAAGGAAUUUUAUUCAUUCAUGGUUAUGACCAUGAUUUAAAAGAUGCUCUUAAAAGAUUUGCCCAAUUUUUAGCAUUAGGCCAUUUUCCAAAUUAUAUUAAACCAUUUGUAUUUAAUUGGCCAUCUUCAACAUCACCAUUACUUUAUUGGUGCGCACAUUCAGUAGCAUCAGAUAAUGAUAAUCACAGAGAUUUACAAAAAUUCAUAGAGUCUUUAGGACAUGCUGGAAUUAGAAACUUACAUAUUAUGUGUCAUUCAAUGGGCACAAGAUUCUUUUUAAGAUCAUUUAGUAAAAUUAAAAAAGCAUUCUCAAAAGAAAAGCACAUUAAACCUCAAGAACAUUCAAACCAUCAAGUAAACAAACCAGAAAAGAAUAGUAAUAAAAUCAACCUUACCAAUUUAAUCUUUUUGAAUCCAGAUUACGAAAUCAAUACAUUUAAAAAUGACUAUGAUGAAUUAAGAACAUAUUGUCCAAGAAUCACAGUUUAUGCAGAUCACAGAGAUGAAGCAAUUAAAAUGGCAUUUAGAAUUACACAAAAAAGAAAUCUUGGUAAUAACAUUUUUGGCAUUCAAGAUGAUAUGGGUGGUCUUUUAGAUGUUGAUAUUAUUGAUACCGGUGAUUUAGAUUCAAAUAUGUCGGAACGUCAUCAUUCAUUCUUUAAUAUAAAUCGUUUAAUGGUUGAUGAUCUACACGAUUUAAUUGUAACUGGUAAAAGAGCAACUGAAAGAACUUCAAGAUUAAAGUCUGUCAAUAACAUUUUUAGAUUUUCAAUUUUACCAAGUAAUGUUGUAGUUGUAUAAACAUCCUCAUUAAAUAAAAUAAAUAAAAAUAUUUUAAUAC
Molecule: messenger RNA, 2298 nt
Organism: Dictyostelium purpureum
Lineage: Eukaryota; Evosea; Eumycetozoa; Dictyosteliales; Dictyosteliaceae
Exons: 5
Coding region: 228-2258 (676 amino acids)
Source: RefSeq, a predicted model, not a curated record